Messenger RNA from Phialemonium atrogriseum, 593 nucleotides. RefSeq lists its product as uncharacterized. The transcript has a single exon. NCBI's taxonomy places the organism in Eukaryota, Fungi, Ascomycota, Sordariomycetes, Cephalothecales, Cephalothecaceae. Bases 172 to 495 code for a protein of 107 amino acids. The record is from RefSeq and is a predicted model, not a curated record.
AUUAGGGCACUAACGGCCCUCUGGUCGUUUUUUUAUAUGUAUGUACAAGGCAUGCAGUUUUAUACUUCCGGUGACUGCCUCAAAAAAUCCACGCUAUCUCCCGCGAGCUUCUGAGCAGUACGCCUGGAUCUCCCUUCGAUCCCCCCUGUGACCAGCCAGGAAGAGCUGGAGAUGGGAGCCUUAUCCCUUGCCUUUCUUUUUCUUUUCCAGACAGCAGCCCAUCCGGGCAACUGCAAUCCCAUCCCAUCCGCACCAUCCCGUCCCAUCUCCUUUCUUCUCUUGCAUUUAGCUUUGAUAUCAUCAACAACUCUCCCAUCAAAUGCCCCGACAGGUUCGGCAUUGCCCCAUCGCAAACAAUGGCAAGAGAAAGAAAGUUACACGGUCCCCGCCCCACCAGUUACGAACCACGCCCCAACCGCCAAACAUGCAGUAUAUAAAGCUCACUGCUCGAUCUUGUUGAAGACCAACCGGUGGAUCAUCCAAGGAGGACGUUGAAGUGGGAGAACGAGAACAAAGGGGAAAAAAGACGAAGAGAAGGGCAAACAAAAUGAACCUGCAAAUGCUAAUUAACCCACCAGAACCCACCAAACGGC